GGCAGCGCCCGCCGGCCCCGCUCCGUGUGCGCGGCCCGCCCGCCCCGAGCGCCGACCCGCCAUGGCCAACAACAGCCCCGCGGUGGCGAACUGCCAGGGGCAGCAGGCGGCCCAGCACCCGCCCGGCGCCAUUCCGCCCGUGCAGCAGCCGCUGCAGAGCGGGGGCCCCAAGCCGGCGGCCUCGGGAAAGCAGGGCAACGUGCUGCCGCUGUGGGGCAACGAAAAGACCAUGAACCUGAACCCCAUGAUCCUCACCAACAUCCUUUCGUCGCCCUACUUCAAGGUGCAGCUCUACGAGCUCAAGACCUACCACGAAGUGGUGGACGAGAUCUAUUUCAAGGUUACGCAUGUUGAACCAUGGGAGAAGGGCAGCAGAAAAACAGCAGGCCAGACAGGGAUGUGUGGAGGGGUGCGCGGUGUUGGAACUGGAGGAAUUGUGUCUACUGCUUUUUGUCUGCUCUACAAAUUAUUUACACUGAAGCUCACUCGUAAGCAAGUGAUGGGCCUUAUCACUCAUACAGACUCCCCAUAUAUUAGGGCUCUUGGAUUUAUGUAUAUAAGGUACACACAGCCACCUACAGAUCUAUGGGACUGGUUUGAAUCCUUUCUUGAUGAUGAGGAGGACCUGGAUGUGAAGGCAGGUGGGGGUUGUGUUAUGACCAUAGGGGAGAUGCUUCGUUCCUUCCUCACUAAGCUUGAAUGGUUUUCUACGUUGUUUCCAAGAAUUCCUGUGCCAGUCCAGAAAGCCAUCGACCAGCAAAUUAAAAGCAGACCUAGAAAAAUCAAGAAAGAUGGCAAGGAAGGGAUGGAAGAAAUAGACCGGCAUGCAGAACGUAGACGUUCAAGGUCUCCAAGACCAAGAUCCAUCAGUCCCAGGAGGUCUCCCAGAAGAUCCAGAAGCAGAAGUCACCAUCGUGAAGGCCAUGGAUCAUCUAGUUUUGAUAGAGAACUAGAAAGAGAACGAGAACGGCAGAGAUUAGAACGCGAAGCAAAGGAGAGAGAAAAAGAAAGACGGAGAUCUCGAAGUACCGAUCGCUCACUGGAACGGAGGCGAAGCAGAAGCAGGGACAGAUACAGAAGCCGGAGUCGAAGUCGUGACAGGAAAGGAGAUAGAAGAGACAGGGAUAGGGAGCGAGAGAAAGAAAAUGAGCGGAGUCGUAAAAAAGAGAGAGAUUAUGAUAAGGAAAGAGGUAGUGAGAGGGAAAAAGAUCGAUCUAGAGAAAGGUCAAAAGAAAGGAAGAGUAAGGGUGACACGGAGGAGAGAAGACACAAGGAUGACAAAGAUGAGAAGAAACACCGCGACGACAAGAGGGAUUCGAAAAAAGAGAGAAAGCAUAGUAGAAGUCGAAGCCGGGAACGAAGGCAUAGGAGUAGGAGUCGAAGCAGGAACACAGGUAAGCGCAGCAGAAGCAGGAGCAAAGAGAAAUCAAGUAAACAUAAAAAUGAAAAUAAAGAGAAGUCAAAUAAACGGAGUAGAAGCAGAAGCAGAGGAAGAACAGAUAGUGUUGAGAAGUCCAGAAAACGAGAUCAGAGUCCCAGCAAAGAAAAAUCCAGGAAGCGUAGCAGAAGCAAAGAACGUUCCCACAAACAUGAUCACAGUGAUAGCAAGGACCAUUCUGACAAACAUGAUCGUCGAAGGAGCCAAAGUACAGAACAAGAGAGCCAAGAAAAGCAACAGAAAAACAAAGAUGAGACUGUGUGAAUUCUUUCAGAAGUGGAUCACAUUGAAUCCUAUAAAUGUUUGAUUAAAUCCUGCUUAUUUUUUCUUAAAGUUGAGAUUGUGCAGUAGUUGAUGAGCACUCUUCUCCAACCUCCCUCUAGGCUGCAGAUUGUCAUUUCCUAUUUUGGGUAGGGAAGUGCCUUUGUAAACCCAUUCAAUGCAUUGACGGUUUCAAACCAUUUGUUUAGUUUAAUUUGUAAUGCGGAGAUUGUUCUUGCAUUUUUAUUGUUCAGAUGUUUCUGAAAUGUACAGUCUGUACAUAUGUCCUGAAAAUGUUUUAAUUCCUUUGGCAUGGUUGCCAUGUUGGUUAAAUUUGUAUGAGGCAAUAAACUGCCACUAAUUAUA
Hirundo rustica (Barn swallow) is the source of this 2065-nucleotide messenger RNA. It is a transcript of the gene PRPF38B, whose product is annotated as pre-mRNA processing factor 38B. The record is from RefSeq and is a predicted model, not a curated record. Gene Ontology annotation, cellular component: precatalytic spliceosome. The transcript has 6 exons. NCBI's taxonomy places the organism in Eukaryota, Metazoa, Chordata, Aves, Passeriformes, Hirundinidae. The coding region runs from base 62 to 1702 and encodes 546 amino acids.